CGGCUCGCCGUGCUUCGGGGAUAUCUGCGCCAUGGGCACCUGCAAGGAGCUGCAGGUGAUCAUCCCGUUUACCAACAUCUCUCCCUACGAGUGCGAGUGCAACCCCGGGUGGUCUUGGCCCAACGUCACCUUGCCAUUGUCAUCGGCAUUGCCAUUGCCGCCACACCUAUUUCUGUCAUGCACCAUCCCCACAUGUGUAUCGACACCGGAAUUCACCUGCUACAAGCCCAAGCUGCCAAAUGCCGCCAACACAACCCUACUUGACCCCUGCUCAUACAACGAUUGUGGCUCGGAAGGCACGUGCGUGAGGGAAGAGGACCUCCGGUUCCGGUGCCAGUGCAACCCCGGCGCAACCAAUGUGAAAAGCAAACCUUACAUGCCUUGCAUCAAGAAUUGUGCCAUCGACGACAAGGGCUGCCCAGUUUCCUCUUCAACGGCGCCACCUGGCUCUGUUUCUUUGAAGAACCGGCUGCGGCUGUCGCUGCUGCUGGCCUCGCUUGCGGCGCUUCACGCUGUGACUGUGUGAUCAAGUGACAGUAGUACACUGUGUGUGGCCUGUGAGUGAUACGGACGUGCACGGCUAGCUAGUACCGAGGGGGCUGCACUGCAACGUACGUACGCUAUGUAUGGUGUGUACUUCGUAUGCCAGUUCACAAGACAAGAUAGACGAGAGCAAAGCAAAUUAUGGGGUUUGCAUAACCCGGUUUUGCCAAAUUAAUUUUAGCAAAUAAUGGGGUGUGCAUAACCUGGCACAAUUUUAUUUCUAGUGAGGAACAUCAAAUAUACAUCACAAUAGCUAUAUGUAAUUUUGUGGGAGGAGUAAUGUUUCAAGGAGGAAGAAAAAAGAAGGACGACCGUUGGAUCUCAAUCCAAUGGCCUACACAACUGACUUACCCAAAAUAUUUUUUUUAUAGAUGACUUAUGUGUAGCCAAUCCAUACAUACAUACAUACAUACACGUACACCAAUGCAGAACCGGGCAUUAUCACCGGUUCGAAAGGCCCUUUAGUACCGGUUCAUACGAGCCAGCGCCGGGGAUGUGG
Molecule: messenger RNA, 1042 nt
Organism: Triticum dicoccoides
Lineage: Eukaryota; Viridiplantae; Streptophyta; Magnoliopsida; Poales; Poaceae
Product: neurogenic locus protein delta-like
Exons: 5
Coding region: 32-526 (164 amino acids)
Source: RefSeq, a predicted model, not a curated record